Molecule: messenger RNA, 397 nt
Organism: Alnus glutinosa
Lineage: Eukaryota; Viridiplantae; Streptophyta; Magnoliopsida; Fagales; Betulaceae
Product: aspartic proteinase-like
Exons: 3
Coding region: 77-397 (106 amino acids)
Biological process (GO): lipid metabolic process; proteolysis
Molecular function (GO): aspartic-type endopeptidase activity
Source: RefSeq, a predicted model, not a curated record
AAUUGAAACAGUGGUUGAAAAGGAAAACAGGAAGGUAUCAUCGCCUGGGAAUGAUCAGUCGUGCGCUUUUUGUGAGAUGGCUGUUAUUUGGAUCCAGAAUCAGCUAAGGGAAAAGGGAACGAAGGACCAAGUACUCAAAUAUGUGAAUGAGCUCUGUGAGAGCCUGCCAAGUCCAUCGGGUGAAUCAGUAAUAGAAUGUGAUAGCAUUUCAAACAUACCAGACAUUGCAUUCACCAUCGGGAACAAAUCUUUUGUCCUCACUCCAGAACAGUACAUUCUGAGAAUUGGAGAAGGCAUUGCUACUGUUUGCAUCAGUGGAUUUAUAGCUAUAGAUAUCGCUCCUCCACUAGGUCCUCUGUGGUAUCUUAUCCCAACCAUUGCUAAUGCUCAUAUAUAA